AUGUGGGGCUCCACGCGGCGAGGCCCUGGGAGAGGCCGUGAAGUGGCUUUAAACCCCAGUGAUGAAGAACGAGCAGCAGCAGCAGCAGCAGCUGCUGCUGCUGUUGCUGCAGCAGAGUCAGAUAAUGACGGCCUCGAUAGUGGAGAUGUUCUGUUCGAUGCUGACGAGGACACCAACGAAGAAAUAGAUAACCUUGCAUUUGGAAGUGCUGUUGAGAUGCACCCGCGGGUGUUGGGAAGGCCCACUGACGCAGCAGCAGCAUCAGCAGCAGCUUCAGCAGCAGCAGAUGACCCUCUUGCUGCUGACAGCCAAGUGGCUUCUCGAUCAGGCCCCUUGGCUUGGAUGCGGCGGCUGCUGCGGCUGCAUCUGCCGCAGCAGCAGCAGCAGCAGCAGCAGCCGCUGCAGCUGCGAACCCCCAGGAGGCGCCGCAGGAGAUAUGAAGCUGUUAUAGGGGAGGGGGUGCACGCGGAGGACACUCCUGCUGCUGCCUUGGAGCAGCAGCAGCAGCAGCAGCAGCAACACGAGCUGCCUCUGCAGAUCAGAGGCAGGAGCAGCAGCGUCAGCAGCAAUACCAGCAGCAGGAGCAGCACGGAUCGCAACAAUGCGGACUUUCCUGCUGCUGCUGCUCCUGCUGCUGCUGCCGCCCCUGCUGCUGCUGCUGCUGCAGCUGAGGGGGGCAUCAUGGCUGCGAUUCGGCGGGCACAAGCAAUGCUGCAGGAGGGCCGCGCAGCAGCAGCAGCAGCACCAGCAGCAGCAGCAGCAGCGCCAGCAGCAGGAGCUGAAGCAGCAGCAGCAGCAGCAGCAGACACCAGUGCAGGUGACAGCAGCAGCACGGAAGGCCCGGUGCGCCGGCUGUGGCGGCGGCUGCGGGAACGCGUGAGCGGUGGCUUCGGAGCAGGAGACCCUGCAGCGGCAGCAGCAGCAGAAGCAGCAGCAGCAGAAGCAGCAGCAGCAAACCUCCAAGAAGAAGAAGAAGACUACUACGAUGACCCCCGCUGCCAGCAGCUGCUGCUGGCCACAGGCUUUCUUUGCUGGGCUCCAAUCCUUUGGGUUUUGGGCUGUCUUUUGUUCUUUGUCACCCCACGCGAGUUCCGCAGAACCCGAAAAUGGGCUGCUGUGAACAUGGUGGUUGUUGCUGUUUUCUUUUUUCUUUACGGCGCUCGCCAAAUUGAUGAAAAGGGCCCCAAGACUCCCCGCGUGGUAUACUUUGGCAGGGAAGAUCUGCGGCCUUUGUGGCAAGCUCGCAUCCCACAACCUGUGUCAUCAGGCAUCAUCUGGGAGGUCGUCGGGGGGCGGCUUCAGAGGACAAAACUCUAUCACAUCGACUCAGACACAGCCCUUGAGCUCCAAGGCUGGCAGCCGCUGCUGCUCCCCAAGCAGCAGCAGCAGCAGCAGCAUAAGCCUCUCAGGAUUGUCAAGUUUAAUUUGGACGACUGGCUGGAUGGGGACUGGGGAGAUGAGACAGUGCUGGGCCCCGAGCCAGGGGACCUGAGGGGCCCUUUUGCUGCUACUGCGCUGCAGAGUCCUGCAGUCGUGAUGACGGGUCGCGUGCAGUUCGCUGCUUCUUUUGUUGCUUCCUUCGCCGACGCAGCUGCUGCUGCUGCUGCUGCUGCUGCAGCAGAUGCGGCACGUGAUAUGCACGACAUAGCGAAGCCCACGAGUGUCUUCCCGACGGACAUCUCCGUAGAGGCGCUGCCAGCAGGACUCAGCGAGCUGGCCUCUGGGUAUUCUGGGGCCGCCCUGCGGUGUGUUCCAGUUCCCCUAGAAGUUGCUGAGGGUUUGACUUGGGGUUUGCUGGAUGGCGAGGAAGAUGAGGCUGAGCAGCAGCCGCUGCUGCUGCCUGUAGAUUUGCUGCUGGCUGCUGCAGCAGACCAGCAGAAGUCCGACACCAAAUGGGUGCUUCUGCCCCCCAAGCAGCUGCAGAGCGGCAGCACCAGCAGCAGCAGCAGCAGCAGCAGCUGGGGGGCUUUUGCGGCCUCCAAGGUUCUUGCCUUUCGGCGUAAGCAUGCAUGUUCUCUUAUUGUGCUCUACACGCCCCCGCAGCAGCAGCAGCAGCAGCAGCAGCUUUCGAUGCAGCAGCCCCAAGUGUACGUGCGCUCUCUUGUUCUCAACCCAUUGCCUUAA
Messenger RNA from Eimeria tenella, 2124 nucleotides. RefSeq lists its product as uncharacterized. The coding region runs from base 1 to 2124 and encodes 707 amino acids. Gene Ontology annotation, biological process: calcium ion transmembrane transport; intracellular calcium ion homeostasis. Lineage: Eukaryota; Apicomplexa; Conoidasida; Eucoccidiorida; Eimeriidae. The transcript has 9 exons. Gene Ontology annotation, molecular function: calcium channel activity. The record is from RefSeq and is a predicted model, not a curated record.